UAACAAUUCUCUCGUGUUUUUUUUUUUACCACAACAACAACGGUUUAAUUGGAUUCACUCUGGUAUAUAGAACAUUAAAAGCCGGUCCAUCCAUUCGACCGCUGCACGAUAAACAAACAACAGGCUGCUAAAUCGUCAUGAAACCCGCUAAACGUUCGCUUUUCGUAGUAUCCGUUGCAGUUUUGUGUUUCGUAGGCGAUGCGAUUGUUUGUCCACCGAACUACUGUCACACCGUCAGGUGCGUUAACGAAGACACCUGUCCCGAAACUCACGUCCUAAGUCCGACGUUUUGCGGAUGCUGCAACAGAUGCGUACCGAAAAUUGGCGAAGGAGGAGUCUGUCUACAAUUUGCAGGAUCUCCCUCUAGCGCACUAUGCGACGAAGGAUUGAUCUGUUGUCGGGGAUCGUGUCAAAAAGAAUGCGAAAGGGAAAUGCCGUCUAGUGAUAAGAACUAUCUAACUAAAUAACUACGAAGGUCUGUUGAUUUAUGAACCAGUUCUUGGACAAUGGUAACUGGUUGUUUGUUGCUUAACUGCUUUUAAGUUACUAAUUUAUGUCUAAUAAAAUUUUUGGUAAGUAAAAAACUAAAAUUUUAUGCUGCUAUUGCGAACUUAUAGAAGAAGAAGUGGUGUGAUCACUUUUCUGUAAGAUUUCCCAAUGUUCAAAUAAAAUAUAAUUUAAUAA
Molecule: messenger RNA, 684 nt
Organism: Cylas formicarius (sweet potato weevil)
Lineage: Eukaryota; Metazoa; Arthropoda; Insecta; Coleoptera; Brentidae
Exons: 2
Coding region: 138-467 (109 amino acids)
Source: RefSeq, a predicted model, not a curated record